AUGGUUUGCAGUAAGAAAGUUAUGUCUAGCGACUUACGUCGAGUUUUCGAUGAUCUUUCUUUGGUCGACAAGUUAUUACCACUUUGGAUUAUUUUAGCCAUGAUCUUGGGAAUAUUAUUGUCGGUGUACGUACCUUCCAGUCGAGAAGCAUUCGAUGGAGCUAAGGUGGUUGGUGUUUCAGUUCCGUUGGCCGUUGGUCUUAUAGUCAUGAUGAUACCUCCGUUGUGUAAAGUUGAAUGGGAAAACUUUUUCAGUUUUUUCAAUCUGAAAAAAUAUUUAAGAUCGAUAUUAAUAUCGUUGGUGAUAAAUUGGAUUAUAUGUCCGUUUUUGAUGUUUGGUCUUGCGUGGCUUACAUUAUUUGACCUAGACGAGUACAGAACAGGAAUUAUCAUGAUUGGGUUGGCGAGAUGUAUUGCUAUGGUGUUGGUUUGGAAUGAAAUAUCUGAUGGUGAUAACUCAUUAUGUGCAGUUAUUGUGCUUAUUAACAGUUUACUUCAGAUUGUGCUUUAUGCACCGUAUCAAAUAUUUUUCUGUUACGUGAUAACCGGUGAUUACGAUAAGGCACAAGGUGCUGGAGCAGGUGUCACAUAUCUGUUGGUUGCACAGAGUGUUGCAUUCUUUUUAGGUGUCCCAUUAGCGGUUGGUUUUUUGAUCAGACUUACAGCUAGAUUCACCGUUGGAAUAAAAACGUUUGAUUCAAAGAUACUUCCUUUCAUUGGUCCUUGGGCAUUGAUAGGUUUAUUAUACACAAUAAUAGUAAUUUUUAUAGAGACCGGGAACGACUUUAUUCGUGAUAUAGGAUCUGGGUUGCGUUGCUUUGUUCCAUUGACUGUCUACUUUAUGAUAACAUGGUUCGGCACAUUUUUCUUUUUAAGAUGGUUCCUUGGGCGCAUUCCUCCUAGAAAAGGGGGAGAAAUCGCCGCUGAUGAAGAGACUGAAUUGUUAUGUGGUUGCGAAAAACAAAUUCCAAAUGUUUCAGGUAGGUGGGUAACAAAUUGUUCAGCGAGUUAUACUGAGACUAUCACUCAGACAUUUACUGCUGCGUCGAAUAAUUUUGAAUUAAGUCUUGCAAUAGCAAUCUCAUUGUAUGGCUCCGGAAGUAAAGAAUCCAUAGCAGCUACAUUUGGUCCUUUACUAGAGGUCCCAAUUUUAUUGGUAUUAUGUUUUGUUGCUAAAUAUUUUAAAAUUAAAUUUUUAUGGUCAGAUGUUGAUGAAGAGGCGGGACAAGUGGUCGAGGUAGAUAGUGAUACUUCAGCUAUUGAAUUAAAUUAG
This is a messenger RNA of Debaryomyces hansenii CBS767, 1272 nucleotides long. It is a transcript of the gene ARR3, whose product is annotated as Arr3p. NCBI's taxonomy places the organism in Eukaryota, Fungi, Ascomycota, Pichiomycetes, Serinales, Debaryomycetaceae. Gene Ontology annotation, cellular component: plasma membrane. The record is from RefSeq and is a predicted model, not a curated record. The transcript has a single exon. Bases 1 to 1272 code for a protein of 423 amino acids. Gene Ontology annotation, biological process: arsenite transport; antimonite transmembrane transport. Gene Ontology annotation, molecular function: arsenite transmembrane transporter activity; antiporter activity; antimonite transmembrane transporter activity.